GCCUCCCCGAACUCUCCCGCGACCUCUGCGCGCCCUCCGGCCGCCUUCCCCUCCUCGGCUCCGGACAACUUCAGGGGUGGGUUGCAAAGAAAGUUUGCGUCUGCUGCCGCCGCCUCCCGCCUCGGCCUAGGAGGCUCGCCGCCCGCGCCCGCCCGCUCGGCCUUGCCCAGGACUGCGUCCUGCCCGAGACCGCCACCAUGAACAAGCUGUACAUCGGCAAUCUCAACGAGAGCGUGACCCCCGCGGACUUGGAGAAAGUGUUUGCGGAGCACAAGAUCUCCUACAGCGGCCAGUUCUUGGUCAAGUCCGGCUAUGCCUUCGUGGACUGCCCCGACGAGCACUGGGCGAUGAAGGCCAUCGAAACUUUCUCCGGGAAAGUGGAGCUGCAAGGAAAACGCCUAGAGAUUGAACACUCUGUCCCCAAAAAACAAAGGAGUCGAAAAAUACAGAUCCGAAAUAUUCCACCCCAGCUUCGAUGGGAAGUUCUGGACAGCUUGCUGGCUCAGUAUGGUACAGUGGAGAACUGCGAGCAAGUGAACACCGAGAGUGAGACAGCAGUGGUGAAUGUCACCUAUUCCAACCGCGAACAGACCAGGCAAGCCAUCAUGAAGCUGAACGGCCACCAGCUGGAGAACCAUGCCUUGAAGGUCUCCUACAUUCCUGAUGAGCAGAUAGCACAGGGUCCCGAGAAUGGGCGCCGGGGAGGCUUUGGCUCUCGGGGUCAGCCCCGCCAGGGCUCUCCUGUGGCGGCGGGAGCCCCAGCCAAGCAGCAGCAAGUGGACAUCCCCCUGCGGCUCCUCGUGCCCACCCAGUACGUGGGCGCCAUCAUCGGCAAGGAGGGCGCCACCAUCCGCAACAUCACAAAACAGACCCAGUCCAAGAUCGACGUGCACAGGAAUGAGAACGCAGGUGCUGCCGAGAAGGCCAUCAGCGUCCACUCGACCCCCGAGGGCUGCUCCUCUGCCUGUAAGAUGAUCUUGGAGAUUAUGCACAAGGAGGCAAAGGACACCAAAACGGCUGACGAGGUUCCCUUGAAGAUCCUGGCCCAUAAUAAUUUCGUGGGGCGUCUCAUUGGCAAGGAGGGGCGCAACCUGAAGAAGGUGGAACAGGACACAGAGACGAAAAUCACCAUCUCCUCGCUGCAGGACCUCACCCUCUAUAACCCCGAGAGGACCAUCACUGUGAAGGGUGCCAUUGAGAACUGCUGCAGGGCCGAGCAGGAGAUCAUGAAGAAAGUUCGGGAAGCCUAUGAGAAUGACGUGGCUGCCAUGAGUCUGCAGUCUCAUCUCAUCCCCGGCCUGAACUUGGCUGCCGUAGGCCUUUUUCCAGCCUCCUCCAGUGCAGUCCCACCACCUCCCAGCAGCGUCACCGGAGCGGCUCCCUACAGCUCCUUUAUGCAGGCUCCAGAGCAGGAGAUGGUGCAGGUGUUCAUUCCUGCCCAGGCAGUGGGCGCCAUCAUCGGCAAGAAGGGGCAGCACAUCAAACAGCUCUCCCGUUUCGCCAGUGCCUCCAUCAAGAUUGCUCCUCCUGAAACUCCGGACUCCAAAGUUCGUAUGGUCAUCAUCACUGGACCCCCAGAGGCCCAAUUCAAGGCUCAGGGAAGAAUUUAUGGAAAGCUCAAGGAGGAGAAUUUCUUUGGCCCCAAGGAGGAAGUAAAGCUGGAGACCCAUAUCCGGGUGCCGGCGUCGGCAGCUGGCCGGGUCAUUGGCAAAGGUGGCAAAACGGUGAAUGAGCUGCAAAAUUUGACAGCAGCUGAGGUGGUGGUGCCAAGAGACCAGACCCCUGAUGAGAACGACCAGGUCAUCGUCAAGAUCAUUGGGCAUUUUUAUGCCAGCCAGAUGGCUCAGCGGAAGAUACGAGACAUCUUGGCCCAAGUCAAACAGCUGCACCAAAAGGGACAGAGUAACCAGGCCCAGGCCCGGAGGAAGUGACCGGCCCCUUCCCAUCAUGUCGGCUCAAGGACAACAGGCCGAAAUCGAGAGCACGUUCUCCCCAGCAGGCCUGAGAAUGAGCGGGAAUCAGGGACACUUGGGCCAGGAUGUAGAUCAGGUUUGCCCACUUGCUUGAGGAAGUUGUUCAGUGAGGAACCCUGAUCUCUCAGCCCUAAACACCCAACCAAUUGGCCCAACACUGCCCACCCCUGAGGGUGUCACCAUGGAAAUUCUAGCUCAGGGUGCUUUUAAACGUGGAUUGUUCUAAGUUCUCCAGGUCCCACCGAGAGGGUGGGUCCGACCCCAGUGGGAAGGGAAAUAAAAUUUCCUUCAGGUUUUUAAAACACGCCAGAGGGGUGUUUUAAUCAACCUCAAAGGAUGGUUUACUUCUUGACCCUCAAAUCCUUCCAACCUUCUUCUACUUGGUUUAUUGAUUAAAAUACCUCUGUUCUUGUGCCCUGACAGCCUUUUCGUAUAUUCACACUGGUUAUGUUACCUCUCUGCUACUGGCAAAAGUGAGAACCAACCCAUUGCUUUGCUUACGUUAUUGACUCGAAGGGAGAAGACACGUCGGCAUCUGUAGAUUAAUUCCGAUCCCUUCCUAACCAACCAGUAGGAACAGCAAGGAAUAAAGAAUGGGGGAGAAAUGGGGAGAAAGGUGAUUGAACUAUACAGUAAUCCACGUUUAAAAGGAGUGCCCUUGUGGCUGAUUGAUUCCAGAUCACCACCUUGAAAAAUUGCCACAGUUCAAAUUUCCCGCUCUGUUGGGGCUUCCCCGCUAGGAUUCCCGCCCUGUUCAUGUCCCUCUAACCAUGUAAGUCCCACUUCAUGUCCAGGUGCACAUGGGUGGUACUGACUGCUCAGCGGGAUAGGGGCUGACCACUAUACUGUCCCUGAUUCCUAUCAUUCUCAGGCAGAUUUUAUAUUUUUUUAAAGUCUAUUUUAAUGAUUGGAUACGAGCACUGGGAAGGGGACACUAACGCCCCUUGAUAAAGUCUCAGUUCCAUGGAGGACUUGAGUGGCCCCAAAGGCUGCCACUGUGCCCUCACGCCAGCCCAUGUGCUCCCAUAAGGGCUGGUUCCCAGAAGCAGGGGUUGCGGGGCACUCCCCCCCACGGCACUGUUCCCUUGGUGGUGGUGGGACGUGGAACCCGACCCUAAGCUCCUGAUAAAGCUGAAGUCCAUCAUUUGGCAUCUUUUAUGACUGUUCAGUAAAUUGGAGAGAAAAUUUGCUUCUCUUUUUAUCCUAGAGGCAUAUUGAACUGAUGGCUUCUGUUUUUAUCCUAGAGGCAUAUUGAACUGAUGGCUUCUGCCUCCACGAGUCAUUGGCAUGAUGUUAUGUGUGCCUAAAAAAAACAAAAUUCAAAAUACCAGCAACAUUAUGCACAAAGGGGUAAACAAGCUUAAUUUAUUAAUUUUCCAGGCUCAGCAAGAUCCCGUUUUCAGUUCAGCCCUUGUGGAAGACAUCAGCCAUCAGUUAAAUGAGGUUAGGCCUCCCCUCCUAAUGUACUGAUUGUCAGUGCAUGUUAGCCAGGUGGUGCACUUUAGCUACCUUGGACAAUGCUAUCAAGUGUGCUGGGAAGGGAGGAAGGCCUCCCGCAUGUGGAAGAGCCCAUGCUCUGGACUCCCCUCCUUCCGACAUUGCAACAACGACAGUAACAACCAGACAACCUUGACAUGUGGGCGGAGUCAGUCAGGUAAUGCUGUGCGCGAAGUAAACUACCUCAAGGUAUGAAGUUACCUCAGCAAUUACUUUCCUUUUUGUUCCCCCCACCUCUUUUUUUUAAUCUUUUUUUCUUUGCGGCUUGCUGAUAUUUUAUAUAAAAAAGAAAAGCAAAGCAAAAGAGAAGCUGAUAGUCUUGAAUAUUUUAUUUUUUUAAUGAAAAGAAAAAAACGAGAAAGUUAUGUUUCAUAAUUUCUUACAACAUGAGCCAGUGUAACCCUUUAGGAACUCUCUAUGGAGAACAGGCCCUGUGGGAAAGGCAGCUGGGGCUGCCCCUUGGACGGAGGCUGGGCCGAGUGGGAAGGCCCACGUGUGAGAGAGGCCAGGGCCAGGCUCUGCUCUCUAAGCCACCAGCCUCUCCCAGGAAAAUCCUGCCUGAUGAGAUUAACAGGCCCAGCGGAGCUGUGGCCCCAAGGGCGAAACAACAGCCUCCAACAGCCUCCAACCGCCGGCCUGUGGUCUCCCCUCUCCCCUUCGGUUAAAGGGUACCCCAGUCGGUUUUUCCCACCAGUGGUGCUGUUGAGAUAUUUAAAAAUAUUGCCUCCGUUUUAUCGAGGAGAGAAAUAAUAACGAAAAAAGAUACCCUUUAAAAAAAUCUAUACUUCUCUGUCUAAAAAUAUGGGAGCCAAGAUUCCAUUAGUGGAAGAGACAAAGCCAUCCUCUCACCCUCAGAGAGGUCCACCUGAUUUUUGUCGUUGCAGUGCUUUUCACUUUUUGUUCGUGUUAUUUCAUUUCAAUCCCAUCUUGCUAUUCUUGGUCUUUAUCAAUAUAGACCAAGGGGCAAACGGAUAACUGCCCCCUCUGUCUCCCCGUCUUCUUUCAAUUGAUCUGAUGGAACUCUAACUGUGGACCCAAACUUACCAAAUUCUUGAUUUAGGGUGGUGGGUGGCAAGGAGGGGCAGGGGAUUCGGGAAUGUGACUGGGGACAGGUUCCUGCCUCAUUUGUGUCUUGUCACUUUCUCCCCGUGACAUUCCUUUAUAGCCCCCAGAACUGUCUACCCCAAAGAGGAGGAAGCAGGAAAGCAUUUAGGGAUGAUAUCAGGCCAGUAUAAUUAAGCUUCCCACCUGUCCAAACCACAAAAAAAGGGUCUCCCAACUUCUCUUUCUGGCUCUAUAUGCUUUAUUCCAAAAUGAAGCAGAGAACGUUCAGACAUCGGCCAUUUAGUGAUGUAAGGUGAAUUUCCAGCAGCAAGCAUGCUUUGAUAUCUGGUUCAAACUACCAUCGGAAUAAAAUCCCCACAGUACCUGAAAUGUGAUUGUUGCAGUGUUCAGUUUCCUUGGGAUCCUGCUCCCUUCACACCUUAAGCCCACUUCCUUUCCCUUUGGCUGAUUCAGCUCCCAGAAGAGACCAGGAGUGUGGCAAGGGACUGUCGAACUUGACUUGGAUUAGGCACGGCUGAUACUCGCCCAGCAGGAAAAUUGUGGAAGUUACGCUACCAGAAAGCAAAGGAAUAUGGUUUGGUGGUUAAGGUUUAGCAGGAUAAAAGGCCUGUCUUGGUGGGUCUGCCUUUGACCUAUAGACGAGGGCUUUGGGCACCUCAUGCCCCCCUGCACAUCACCUCCAUUUCCCCAUCCUUGGUGAGAUAACAACGUGAAACGCACUUGGGAGGUUUGGUUGAUUUGAGAAAAACGACUUUUAAAAAACAGCUUCUGUGCUCUGAUAUGUGUGUGAGCUACAUACAUAUUUUUAAAGAAAGGACCAUCACUUUGGGAUAUAUUGUUUAAUUCUGUGGAACAUGUAAAAAACCAAAAUGGUUUGAUUCCCUGACUUUGAAGCUGCAUCUGACAGUGACACCCAGUGGCUCGAAUCCCCUCGAGGGUCUGCUUGCCUUUUGCAGUUUGGGUUGUGGACUUGGCUCUUAGGAGGGGUCUGGGGAGGAGAGAGCUGUUGUUUUUAGGGACAGGGAGCUUCAUCACCUUCUCUUUCUUCCCCUUCUCCUGGUCCUUCUCAGUCUUUUUCCCUUUACCCUGAGCUCUCCACUUCUGGGGGCGGUUGGGGUCUGUUAAGUUAUGCCUCACGAUUGGCAGAAAAGACCCUGUGUAAAACCCAGAGAACACUGGAGGGGAACACUCCAGUUGGUUCUGCGUGUCCGUUUUCCUCUGUGCCAAAGACAGACAGACAGAGGCCGAGAGACGCCAUUUCUGAAUCAAAGCAAUAACCAUCUUUCGACAUAGACCUGGGCUGUCUGAGUGGGGGAGGGCUCCCGGAAACAGCGUGGGCUUAAAGACCCAUCCCUUCCCUUCUGAGGCUCCUGGGGGAUUGGGGGCGGUACGUGCCAAGGGGCGGGGAGCUGAGAAGGGGGUCCGAUGGCUCCUGGUUGCACUUUGGAGAAGGAGGGGGAGUUUGGGGCUCCUCCCAGUGGGGCUGUGCUCUGUCCCCUGACCCCACCGCAGAGGCAGCACUGUGAGUUCUCUUCAGGCCUGGCAGACUGGCAACGAGGAGGGGCCUCAGUUAGCUCUCAAGGGUGCCUUCCCCUCCUCCCAGCCCAGACAUACCCUCUGCCAAACUGGGAACAGCAGUGCUACGUAACUACCUCACAGAGCCCCAGAGGGACUGCCCGAGCUUCUGCUUUCCCUCCUCCUUCUCGCUCAGGGGUGGGGAGUCCCCUUUACUCCUGAAGUGUUGGUGGGGAGAUCCGAGUGGCUUUGACGUUCAAACCGUGGCAGCUUUUGCCUAUUCGUGGGAAACUGGUAGGAGGAAAACAGCACAGCCUGCCACCAUAACUGCAGGAAGAUAGAAGAAUCCUCAAUGCCAGGGGACAGGAAGCCAUUUCCUUUCCAAACUCGUGGUGAUUUAGAUGCAGGACUUUUCUCUUGUAUUCAGACUUAGAGCAACACCAGCUAAAAACUUCAGUUUCUUUCCUUUGGAUACAUAAGGCUUCUCUAUCGGGGUACAGGACAGGGAGGAGGCCUCAUGACCGAAGGUGGGUUUAGAGGGAGAGGGCCAGAGCCCCAGUCCUGACCCUCGGCCCUGUGCAACUCCUUGGGGGCACAGUCUGAUGGCACCAGUACUGGUGCCUUAGUCUGGUUGAAUCUGGAUGGACAAGACAAAAGAAAGAAUUUUUUUUUCUGAAAUGAAAUAGCGGGAAGCUCCUCGGGGCAUGUGUUUUCAGUAACCACAGGUGAUGGAUGCUAGGAGUGUAAAUGGAUUAACUACCUCAAUCCUCACACUGGGAUUAGAACCAAGGGCUGGGACUGGUGAGUAAGGCUUUGGAUCCCAGUCAGGAGGAGUGAGCUGAGGCUUGUGCCACAAAAGGUUUAUCCUUGAGGAACAGGCAUGCCUGCUAGAUACUCAUCGGUUGGGUUGGGAGGACUGGCCAUUAGGCCCCCCUUUCUGCCUUCCUUGCCCCGGGGUCCUGUGCUUCACCUUUUUCCCCUCAGCCUGUCCCUCCCUCACCUGCUGUAUCUUAUUGGACCAGAGGGUGAGGCGAGGACUUGCCUCCUCUCUUCCUGCAGAGGGGGCUGCCCGGAGGUGAGAUGUGGGGCUCAGCCUGGAACCCGCUACUCAGCCCCAAAGCCAGGAAGCCUGGGGAAGCCGGAGCUAAGACCUCUUCAACAGGGUUUCUUUGAGAUGCUCCGCCUCCUCUGGACCCCUUCCCAGUCUUCACUGGGACGGUUGGCUCUAGAAGAAGAGGUGGAGCAGGAUCCCUUAUCCUGAGAGUCCGAGGGCCUGGUCCUCUGGUCACUCAGGAGUCUUUGUAGUCGGGGAGUCCCACUGGGCGAUCCCAGCCCCUCCCCACCCUCUAAAAAUGGACCUCCUCAUAGAAGCCCCAUUUCACUUUUGUUUUAUCUACCUCUUAGCAAGACAAUAGAGAUAAAUUAGGUAGUGGCAACUCCACUUGCUUAGAUUAGGGGGGGAAAAAGAUUUCUUUUUCCAAAGGAAAAAAAAAAAUAUUACCUUAAAAAUACUUUCCAAAAAAUUAAAAAAAAAAAAACCAAAAAAAAAUUUUUUUAAGAGGGAGACAUUUUCCAGUGACUGCUGGAUUGUUAUAAUUCCCCAAACUUUUCUCUUUUUUUUCCCCCGCAAAUAAGUUUCACUCUUUGGCGAUUUUCUCCACUUGUUUAAGAUGAUGUGCUCUUCUAACAGGUUCAGCUUUCACAAUCUGCCCCCUGGCUUGCCCCACCCCAGACGCCAUUCCUGCCAGUGAGUUCCUACCUGUGCUCUCUCCCUGUUGCUUCUCAGCCAGGUGGCUUCACUCACACCCACCAAGAGCAAAGGCUUUGUGUACGUUGGGGUGCUGAAGUCUGGUCUCACAAUUUCAACCUCUGGGGGUUGCGGGGGGGGGGCACUUGUAACACUUCCAUGUAAAGUUUCUAUAACCUACUGCAGUGUAAAAGUGUUCAAGAUGAAUUUCAGCCGAUAAUGAGUUAGCAGGAGGAAUGAAAAUCCUCUGCCACCGUUUGAGGUCUCCCCUUUCCCCAGCAUCUUGAUCGUGGUCCCAGAAACCAGAAUAAAAGCCCCCUCCCCUGAGGCAAAGUGAAUUGGUGUCUGGUCCUGAGACAUCACUCACAUGGGAGAGUGAAAAAUGUAUUUUUAUAAAUGCAAAACAUGGGUGGGGGCUGGAGGGGGGGGACCUCAUGCCUGUGAUUGUGUAACUGUAUUCUGUAACCGUGACCACUUUGAAAAUUGUACUUGGCUGGGAAUCUGCUGGCCCAUCGCCACCGGGUUUUGAUUGUACCCUUCCUUCCACCCUUUAACCUGCUCUGUGCUUGGUCUGGGGAGGUGGGAUGGCUGCCUCCGACUCUUGGGGUUUGUUCUUUUGCUGGAUGAGCGCGCUCCCGUUUUCUUUCCUGUGAAGGU
Molecule: messenger RNA, 8454 nt
Organism: Kogia breviceps (pygmy sperm whale)
Lineage: Eukaryota; Metazoa; Chordata; Mammalia; Artiodactyla; Physeteridae
Gene: IGF2BP1
Product: insulin like growth factor 2 mRNA binding protein 1
Biological process (GO): regulation of gene expression; nervous system development
Cellular component (GO): cytoplasm; cytosol; nucleus
Molecular function (GO): mRNA 3'-UTR binding
Source: RefSeq, a predicted model, not a curated record